AUUCCAAACGACGGACCAACCGGAACACUGUCAGGGGUAUCUGCUUGGCAUCCUUACUCACCAAGUCGCUCUCACUUCAUGUUUAAUAAGCCUGAAUAUGAUAGGCUAAUCAUGUGGUUUCGCCAUUGUGUACGUCUUCUAGGUGUAACCCUUGGAACUCUUACUCUAGUAUUUUCAUGGCUCCAAAUCUACGCGGCGGCUUAUGUGCGAGGUCAGACGUUCUUUUAG
Messenger RNA from Bipolaris zeicola 26-R-13, 228 nucleotides. RefSeq lists its product as uncharacterized. The record is from RefSeq and is a predicted model, not a curated record. The annotation marks the transcript as partial. Lineage: Eukaryota; Fungi; Ascomycota; Dothideomycetes; Pleosporales; Pleosporaceae. The transcript has a single exon.